Synchiropus splendidus (mandarinfish) is the source of this 3069-nucleotide messenger RNA. RefSeq names its product RUN and FYVE domain containing 3 (gene rufy3). The transcript is spliced from 18 exons. Gene Ontology annotation, molecular function: metal ion binding. NCBI's taxonomy places the organism in Eukaryota, Metazoa, Chordata, Actinopteri, Syngnathiformes, Callionymidae. Gene Ontology annotation, biological process: regulation of axonogenesis. The coding region runs from base 552 to 2459 and encodes 635 amino acids. Gene Ontology annotation, cellular component: cytoplasm. The record is from RefSeq and is a predicted model, not a curated record.
AGCAACCUACUGAUUCCUUGGUAAUGGUUGAAUACUCUUGGGACCCCCUCAACCCUCCCCACACACACACACACCUCACUCCCAGUCCCCCCACCGCCCCUUUAUUUUUUAUACGCAUGCACCAUCUGCUCACGUGAUGAUGUAUCCGACGCUGCUGUCAGCCAUCUUGGUCAACACCCACCCAGUGCAUUCACUGCAGAGCAGAGGCUGCAGUCCAAUCAGAGCGAGCCGGUGCUGAGCUGACCGGAGGAGGGUAGAGAUUUCCAGCACCGUGCCCUCCUGCAUUUCAAAGCACCGUUCUGCACAAAAGGGACAACAAGAGGCUGAAGCCAAAGAAGAAGAGGAGGAGGUGAAGGAGGAGGAGACGCUCCAGACAGCAGAGUGUUCCACUCAGCUGCAGCAGAGAGCAGACAUUUCCAGCUCGUCCUCAGCUUUGGCCUUUUCAUCCUCACUGAAUUGCUCAUAUUUUUUGGGAGCCUUUGCCAGCAAAGGCAUCUACGCGUCAUUUCAUCUUCCUCGCUGGUGUUGAUUCUCCAACUAGCUGAGUCAUCAUGUCUGACCUGACGCCUCAAAGCGAAACCCCCACUCCCACCACAGACAAGAUCACCCAGGCUGCCAGGGAGACCAUUUAUCUUUGUAACUUUCGUGUCUCUGUGGAUGGCGAGUGGCUGUGUCUCCGCGAGCUCAAUGACAUCUCUCUCACCCCAGACCCAGAGCCAGCCCAUGAAGAUCCUAAGGAUCCAAUUACUAUCGAACGGCUGAACCUGAUGAACAUGGCCAAACUCAGCAUCAAAGGCCUGAUCGAGUCGGCACUCAACCUUGGACGCACCCUGGACUCGGACUACGCUCCUUUACAGCAGUUCUUUGUUGUGAUGGAGCACUGCCUGAAACAUGGCCUGAAAACCAAGAAGACUUUCCUGGGUCAGAACAAGUCGUUUUGGGGGGCCCUGGAGCUGGUGGAGAAGUUGACUCCAGAAGCUGGAGAGAUCACUGCCAGUGUCAAAGAUCUGCCCGGGCUGAAAACUCCUUUAGGUAGAGGCAGAGCGUGGUUACGACUGGCCCUGAUGCAGAAGAAGCUCUCUGACUACAUGAAGACCAUCAUCAACAGAAAAGACCUGCUUAGUGAGUUCUAUGAGCCAAAUGCACUGAUGAUGGAGGAGGAGGGAGCGGUGAUCGCCGGGCUGUUGGUCGGCCUAAACGUUAUUGAUGCUAAUCUGUGUAUGAAAGGUGAAGACCUGGACUCCCAGGUCGGCGUGAUUGAUUUCUCCAUGUAUCUGAAAGAUGGAGGUCACACGAGCAAGAGUGCAGAAGGCGACGGACAGAUCACAGCGAUUCUCGACCAGAAGAAUUAUGUCGAGGAGCUGAACAGACACUUAAGUGCUUCAGUAAACAACCUCCAGGCCAAAGUGGACGCUUUGGAAAAGUCCAACACGAAGCUAACGGAAGAGCUGGCUGUCGCCAACAACCGGAUCAUCACUUUGCAAGAAGACGUGGAACGAGUCAAAGAGGAGAGUUCAUACCAGAUGGAGUCCAGCAGAAAGGCAUCGAGAUGCGACUCAGCAGCAGACGGACAAUCUAUAAGUGAAACUCGCAAGCAGCUCAAGGAGGAAACUCUGCUCAGAUUGGAUGUGGAGAAGGAGCUGGAGGUGCAGAUCGGGAUGAAGCAAGAGAUGGAGCUGUCCAUGAAGAUGCUGGAGAAGGACAUCUGUGACAAGCAGGACGCCCUGAUGGAGCUCCGUCAGCAGCUGGAGGACCUGCGUGCCAUCAACCAACAGCUCAGCCACAAGUCACAGACUGCAGAAUCCAGCUCCAAACAGAAGAGCGAGGUCAUCGUCCGCUUGGAAGAGAAGGUCAAUCAGAUGACAUCAACGGUGAAACAGCUGGAGAACAGAUGCAAGCGGGCGGAGAGAGAGAAGGACCUGGCUGUGGAGGCCAACCGGCUCUUCAAACACGAGUUUGGAGACAAGAUCGAGAGUCUGCAGACAGAGACGGAGCAGCUGAGGAGGCAGAGGUUCAGUCUGGAGAUGGAACUGGCAAAGCAGCGAGAACGCCACGCUGACGCUGACCCCGCGCCCUCACUCUCCAGCACGCCCCACAUGGAUCAGAGGGGCCCCCAGAACAUCCCAAAAUCAGUGCCAGAGUCUCCGUCAAGACGCCGUGACCAGUUCAGAAGUGGCUCCCUCGAGAAGAGCAGCCUCAGCUCCAGCUUGUCGCUGUCGCACCACGAGGAUGAACCGGACGAGUCCUUUGUCAACAUCAGCGAGCCUGCCGUCUGCUCCAUGUGUGAGGAUGAGGACUCUCUGCUGAAGAUGAAGAAACGGUGUAAGAACUGCAGCGGCGUCUUCUGCGAGAGCUGCGUGUCCAACGAGCUGCCGCUGCCCUCCUCCAUCCUGCCCGAGACCGUGUGCACCACCUGCUACUCUCAGCUGCUGCAGCAGUACGCCUCCUCCCCCACGUGAGCAGCUGCAGCUCCAGCAGAGGCGCGCUUUCCCUCUCUCUUCCAGUGGCCGAGUGAGUCGCUCCAGUUUUUAAGUCGACUUUGAGGACGACGUUCAGCAGGAAGUGAGCAUUCAAGUCAAUCACGCGGCAGCAGAGGCGCAGAGUGGAGGAAGCUGGGAAUCGUUCAGCUGCUUCAGAUCAAGAAUGUGUCGCGUGUAUGAAUCCAAAUAAGCAGGUCACUCUUCUGGCAAUGAUUUAUCCAAAUAUAUUGACAUAACUGGGUAUCAACCAAUGAAGCUGCUGCUGCUGCUGCUGCUGCUGCUGCAGCUGGCAUCAUUCCUUUAUUCUAGCUGAGCUCAGACGCACUUUGUAGGUCCGUUUUUAAAAACUGGGCGGGUUUGAAUGGAAAAGCACACUUUUUUUUUACGGGGGACCGUCGAACACUUGGCAUUUUCCCUGUCUUUUACUUUGUUUUAGGCAUAAGAGAGGAAUAUGUGUUCCAGGAAUGCAGCUGAUUUAGAAUAAAUAAAUAACAAAAACGCAAAUAAAUGUUGUGACUCAUCAGUUUGAAUGUAUCCGCUUGUUUCAUUUGACUUGGAGCUGUAAUGUUGAACAUCUGCUGAGUAAUAA